Molecule: messenger RNA, 6743 nt
Organism: Pelodiscus sinensis (Chinese soft-shelled turtle)
Lineage: Eukaryota; Metazoa; Chordata; Testudines; Trionychidae
Source: RefSeq, a predicted model, not a curated record
AUGGUAAUUGCAGUAUUUGAUACCAGUCAGAAUAUUAUUCAUUGUGCAAAGAGAUCAUGGAGUAAAGUAACAUUAACAAAGUACACUUUUUAUAACAACUUUCUAGGUAUUGCUUAUGUCACACUUAAACAACGGUAUUUUCUUGUUGGGAGUAAUCAUGCAGAGACCAAGUAUCGUGUUUUGAAAAUCGACCGCACUGAACCGACAGAUUUAGUUAUAAUAGAUGAUAAGCAUGUGUACACACAACAAGAGGUGAGAGAACUUCUUGGCCGCCUAGAUCUGGGGAAUAGAACAAAGAUUGGACAGAAGGGUUCUUCUGGAUUAUCUAGAGCUGUCUCUGCUUUCGGGGUAGUAGGUUUUGUUAGAUUUUUAGAAGGCUACUACAUUGUGCUAAUAACAAAGAGGAGAAAGAUGGCAGAUAUUGGAGGGCAUGCAAUAUACAAAAUAGAAGAUACAAAUAUGAUCUACAUUCCAAAUGACUCUGUACGAGUCACUCAUCCUGAUGAAACAAGAUAUCUACGAAUAUUUCAAAAUGUGGAUCUGUCUAGCAAUUUUUAUUUUAGCUAUAGCUAUGAUCUGUCACACUCCCUACAAUAUAAUCUUACCAUCUUGAGAAUGCCACUUGAGAUAUUAAAAAAUGAAACAACUCAGAGUCGACAGGAGGGCUUUGAUAUCUUUGAAGAUGAGGGACUUACUACACACGGUGGAAGUGGUGUAUUUGGGAUUUGCAGUGGACCAUAUAAAAAGUAUGUGUGGAAUAGUCAGUUGCUGGACUCAGUAAAAAACAUUGUUCAUCAUGACUGGCUGUUAUAUGUUAUUCAUGGAUUCUGUGGACAGUCUAAAUUGUUAAUCUAUGGACGUCCAGUGUAUGUCACUCUGAUAGCUAGAAGAUCAAGCAAAUUUGCUGGAACUCGAUUUCUAAAAAGAGGAGCAAACUCUGAGGGGGAUGUUGCUAAUGAAGUUGAAACUGAACAAAUACUUUGUGAUGCUUCAGUGAUGUCAUUUUCUACAGGGAGCUAUUCUUCUUAUGUUCAAGUUCGAGGCUCAGUCCCUCUCUACUGGUCUCAAGAUAUUUCAACUAUGAUGCCUAAGCCACCAAUUACAUUGGACCAAGCAGAUCCGUUUGCACACGUAGCUGCACUUCACUUUGAUCAAAUGCUUCAGAGGUUUGGCUCUCCCAUUAUCAUUUUGAAUCUUGUGAAGGAACGUGAAAAAAGAAAGCAUGAAAGGAUUCUGAGUGAAGAACUUGUUGGUGCUGUGACAUAUCUCAAUCAGUUUUUACCCCCAGAACAUGCUAUUGUGUAUAUUCCUUGGGAUAUGGCCAAAUACACAAAAAGCAAACUGUGUAAUGUCCUGGACAGAUUGAAUGUAAUUGCAGAAAGUGUAGUGAAGAAAACAGGGUUCUUUGUAAAUCGUCCUGAUUCCUACUGCAGCAUCUUGCGGCCAGAUGAAAAAUGGAAUGAAUUGGGAGGUUUUGUUGUUCCCACUGGUCGCUUACAGACUGGUGUUCUUCGAACCAAUUGUGUGGACUGUUUGGAUCGCACUAACACAGCCCAGUUCAUGGUGGGGAAGUGUGCUUUGGCCUAUCAGCUCUAUUCUUUGGGGUUGAUUGAUAAACCCAAUCUGCAGUUUGACACAGAUGCUGUUAGACUGUUUGAGGAGUUGUAUGAAGAUCAUGGAGACACACUUUCUCUUCAAUAUGGAGGCUCUCAACUUGUUCAUCGAGUAAAAACCUACAGAAAGAUAGCGCCGUGGACUCAGCAUUCCAAAGAUAUUAUGCAGACGCUCUCAAGAUAUUACAGUAAUGCUUUUUCAGAUGCUGACAGGCAAGACUCCAUAAAUCUGUUUUUGGGAGUAUUUCAGCCUGCAGAAGGAAAACCUCAUCUUUGGGAGCUUCCUACAGAUUUUUACUUGCAUCACAAAAACACUAUGAGUCUUUCGCAGGCAAGGCGAAGUUACACUUACUGGUGGACACAAGGUGUAUUAAAUCACUUACCGCUGCCUUAUGAUGAGGUGACAUGCACUGAAAACAGGAGGAAAUUGAUAGUGAAGAGAUUUCACAAAUAUGAAGAGGAGAUUGAUAUUCACAAUGAGUUUUUUCGUCCAUAUGAAUUAAGCUGUUUUGAUGACACCUUUUGCUUGGCAAUGACCAAUUCUAUACGAGAUUUCAUGCCCAAGAAUGUUGGAAUUGAUCCAAGUCCAUUUACUGUGCGUAAACCUGAUGAAACUGGAAAAUCAGUGAUGGGGAACAAAACUAAUAGGGAAGAAACUGUGCUGCAGCGCAAAACAGCUGCUAGUGCCCCACCUCCCCCAAGUGAGGAAGCAGUGUCAAGUAGUUCAGAAGAUGAUUCUGGGACUGACAAAGAAGAUGAGGGAGCUGUUUCUCAGCAUUCUACUCCAGUGAAGAUGACAGAUACAGGCGAUAAUAUAAAAAUAACAGAGAACAUAGUUCAGUCCAUGAAAGAUAUAUAUGGGAUUAACCUCUCAGAUGUUCCUUCAGAAGAUGACCUCACAAUAUAUACAAGGUUUGUGCAUUUGGGGCAGAAUCAACAUAAACAAGACAAGAGCAGCCAGCAGCUUUGUUCAAAACACAAUCUAGAUGGGGUUAUAAAUAUAACACACAUCUCCUCUUUUUCCCAAGACAACAUUUAUGAAGUCCAGCCUCCUAAAGCAGAUAAGAAAUCAAUUGAUAUCUUCCAUGCUCACAUCCAGGCCAGCAGAGGCAUCAUGCAACCACUGGUAAAAGAAGACAUCCUCAUGUACAGAGAGUACAUUAGAAACCGAUAUAUGUGAAAACAGACUGGAUUCAACUGUUCAGCAUUGCUGGAGGGAUGGUACAAAUCAAUUAGGAAAGGAAGUCCAAGUUCAACUAUUUUGAGAUGGCAAAACAAAGGCAAUUAUUUAACAAUCUGUAUCUUUUUGAAUGAUUUCAUUUUUGAGCUAUUGUGUGGCUUGCAAAAAUAAAUAUGUGACUGAACAUAUAUGCUCUUUAAUUGGAAAACUAACAAUAUGUCUAAAAUCAGAGACGUUAAAUACAGUACACUUAUAUAUAUAGUAAUUUGAGACCAGAAAGUAAUUAUUGAGAGCUAGAAGAUUUACUCGGCAUUGCUCACAUCCAUAACUCUGAAAUUAGGUUUCUUUUUCUUCAUUUAAAUCAUUGUUCUGUGAUGUGGCUGGGAUUAGGGGUUCAGUAGACAGUCUCCCUGGGAGAGAGGACAGCCUGAGCCCUCUCUCACAACAGUAGCUGGGGUCCAGGUGACAAGCACACAAACAGACAACUGCUGGCCCAAUGGAAUGGAGAUCCUGGUCCCUAUUUCUGCCUCCUUGCUGCUCUCCUGUGGUCAUUCUGCAGUAUAACUGUCCCUCCCGCCAAACCCCCACUCCCUUUCCAUAUUAUGAGAAACAAUCAAAUUCCAGGCACAUCCCAGUGUCUUGGCACAACCAAACCCUUACCUUGCUUUAAGAUAUUAGUGGAAGUGGCAUACAAAAUUUGGGGGUCCUCAUUCUUACCGUUUAGGAGGAGUUCUUGACCAGAUGGUCUCAGACGGAUGGACAGACAGACAGAUGCACAUUUCUAAAAUAUAUAGUAAGAUUUAAACUUUUAUGAAUUGUUACAUAAAUAGUCAUUUCAAGAAAUUUCUAUUCAGAGAAGCUCUGUUUUCAGUUAAAAGUUCUGUCCUUUUGUUGAGAUUGUUUAGCAAAAUAUAUUUGUGUGUUUGUAGUAAAGAUGAAAAAGGUGUCAAAUUUUGGCUCGAGUAAAAAAGAAACUACCUAAUCAGUGGGGAUUUCUGGUAGGUUCCUUGGAAGGAUAGUGACAUUUUAAUUAUUGUAACUCAGUAUACAAUUUUGAGAAAUGAAUGUGUACUCUACUUAUAGAGACCAGUUUUAGACCAUGAAGUGCCAGGUUCAGUCAAGGGUCAGAAAGAGGGGCUCUGCCUGAUAUAGUAAGAGAUUUCUUGACCAACUGGAUAUACCAAAAAUUUGCCCCUCUCUCACUGAUAAAAAGUCAAUAAAUUAAUAACUUUGGGAAACCAAAUACUGUCUGUUCUUGUCCAAGGAAAACAUUCUACCACCCACAAUAACUAGUUGCCGCCUGCAGACCAGAGCUCCAGAUGUAUGGCUGCAUGUUGCAAAUCAUAUUCUAAUAUUUACAAUGUAAGGAGCUGUUCUUGUAACUCAGUAAAAUCAAUUCAUUAAAGUAAUUGUAUAUGGCCGCUCCCCGAGUUGCGAACGGUCGAGUUAUGACCGUUCGCACUUACGACCAAAGCUCCCAUGGAGCGGUCGUAAAAGCAGUCCCUGAGUUACGAAUGCGACCCGCGCUUAUGAACCGUGCGGUCGCGUGUAGCUCAAUGGGGUCCGAGUUACGAACGGAUCGAGUUACGGCCAAGUGUUUGGUCCGUAACUCGUUCGUAACUCGGGGAGAGGAUGUAUAUCUGUGCUAUAUAAGUAACAGUGUACAUUCCCAUGUAUAGUUAAGAGGCAGGAAUUAGUGUGCUUAUGCAAUCAAUGGGUUAUAGGAAAGGAAAUGAUUCUGGUACAACAGUAUGCAUUGUCUACAACAUGCAAAUUAUAUUAAAAAUUGAGGUCCCAUUAGCUCAGGGAAUAGCAGGUUUCAGGAAAGUAUGUAGGCAAAACCAUUGUGUUUGAUGCUUUAGCAAGUCAGUGUGUAAAUGUGGGAGUGAUAAGGAUUUCCCCUAAAUCACAACUGCUACCACAUGCAAUUUGUUUUGAUAUAUCCUGUUAACUGGCUCCCACCUUGACACUCAAUAGAUAUAUGUUGAGUCACCACAAGUAACCCCAUACAAAGCUCACAAACAGCCAUUUACAAGCUUUUGAAAAUUCCAGCAAUAAUUAUUUUACUAGUUGGGCCCUUCAUGUAUUCUUGAGAGCAUAUAUUUGUCUUUAGCAGAGACAAGAAUGAAAUUUCAACUCUGAUAACAUUUAGACUGCAACUGUCAGUUUGAAUUGUAUCUAGAAAAUAAAUCUGCUAAGAGUGCUUUGCACUUCUUUAUCCAACAUACACAAUAUUUUACAAGUAAACGCAUACCCACUGCUGAAAACAACUAGGAUGAAAUUCUGGCCUACUGAAGACAAUACAAGCUUUGUUGUUGACUUCAGUAGUGCCAAGAUUUCAAUACUAGUGUUUUGUGUUUCAAAGUGCAAAAGAAAAUAGAUUUUAUAGAAUACAUAUACACUAUUUUAUGCUUCCUUAUUCUGUGCAAAUAUAAUCAGCUUUUAAUUAAGAUUUUAAUGAGUAAUAUCUAUUAAUGCAAUGAAAAUAGAUAAUCACAGCCGUAAUUUGUCUUUCUGCAUAGGAAAUUGGCUGUUUUGUAAUGCAUUAUUUUUGUCAAAUAGACAAAGUGUUUUGUUUGAUAAGGUAUUUUAACAGGAUGACUUGCCCCUGGAAGCUGGACUAGCAUUGCUUGAUUAGAGGGAAGCACACCCUGAUUAGAACAUGUGAUUCCUUAUAAAAAGCAGCAGGUAUCUACAGAGGAGGGGGAAGCUCACAGAGCUCUGGCAGAGGUGCAAAGAAUAUUGAAAGGCUCCUGCAAGGAAGACCUUGAGAUCAGGGGAGUUACCCCACGUAGGGAGGCAUAAGAGAGACCCUGUCCAAGCAGGUGAGAGGCUGUGGACUGUGAGGAGGAAGAGAGAACUUGGGCUGUUACUUAUGAAUGGACAUUGGGGGUUGUUGAAGUUUAAUUUCUGUGUAUUUUAUACUAACAAACUCAGGCCCCAGUAAGAGGUAUUUUUACCCCAAAUAUGCAUGAAAAGAAGUUUAUUUGAACAUUCCAUGAGGAGAAUCCUGGGCAGGCUGCUUGUAGCAUGCCCACAGGCUACCAGGGUCCACUUGGAAGAUGCCGGCUAGAAACAGCAUAAUAAAUCUUAUGUAAUUGCUGUUAAAAAAAUAGUAUUUGAAUUUUCCCACCUAUAGUGUGGGUGCCAUUAAGUCACAAAUUUGGCAGUAGAGCUAAACAAAUUGUUCCAUUUCUUGUUCAGCAGCAGAUACCUUUGCAAUAUGUAGAUAUUUUAGACAUUUGAGCAAAGAAAAGAGAACUGUCCAGUAUCAGACAGUUUUUCGGGAAGAGGGUUUCAGGGUUGGUUUAUUUGUUGUUUGUACAGUGGGAAUCGCCUUGUUAAUGUCCCAUUACAUGUUGUGGCAUAGUAAUUUUGAACUGCUAUUUUGUCCUGUCACAUCUUUUACUGUGUUUAUAUGCUUCAUGUUUGUCUCCUGAUUUUCAGUGGAUAUAAAAGACAAGCAGUAUUAACUCUUUGUGUAAGUCAUACUCAUCAUCAUGGUCUCUGCAAUAUAAAGAGGUAUGGGGACCUCUAUUGUCAGAUAAUCUAUCUGCUGUCACCAAUGUCCUGAAGACUAUUGGGAUAGUUCAGAUUGCUACUGCAUACUAACUAACAAUGUAUGUAAAAGAAACUUCCAGUGGAGUUGUGUGUCAGACAAGAACCAAGCUCUCUUUAACUUUGUCAGCAAUGCUGAUGCCUGAUGAGCAUAGGGGAUCUGUUGAGUUGUAUUGAUGUGCACAUACUAAGUCUAGCUGGGGGGAAGAUGAUGCUAAGUAGUUAAAUCUGUAAACAUUUCUAAAGCACCUAUCACUGUAGUACUUCAGACGAGGUCCAGAUUCUCAGCUGUUCCAGAAUUUUGCCAUAAGAAAUCAUUAUUAUUAUAUAAAAUGUAAAUAAUAUGUUUACCACCUGUCCCUCACUGAGGAUUAAAGUGGUGUUUUUACUUA